This is a messenger RNA of Colletotrichum fioriniae, 738 nucleotides long. RefSeq lists its product as uncharacterized. The record is from RefSeq and is a predicted model, not a curated record. NCBI's taxonomy places the organism in Eukaryota, Fungi, Ascomycota, Sordariomycetes, Glomerellales, Glomerellaceae.
AUGGGUAGCAUCUCGUUCCGCGAGCACAUCCGCUGGAUCCCCGAUGAGGCGAGCGAGCCGACGUCGACCAUAGUGCUCACGUCCCCGCAGCGCCGCUUCGUGGAUCUCCGCAUUCUGAAGCAAACGCCAACCGUGGAUGGCGUACAAGAUACGCACGGCAUCGAGCGCCUGGAAUGGGGCAUCGCGGGAACCUCCUCAUCAUCCACCCGCACCGACGACCAGGGCGCCGAGGUGCGCCACUCGCGCUGGGAGCACUGGAUCGACUCGCGCACGACGGAGCCCGAGAACGCGGCCGACGAGGGCGACAUGUACGAGCAGCCCGACGGGCUGACGCUCGAAAAGGGCCGGAUGGUGAACCCCGCCACCGGCACGGAGACGGACUACGAAGAGCUGUGGAGGGACGUUGAGCCCGUUGCUGUGCCUCCGGUCGGUGCCGUGGCCGAGGGCGAGGCUCAGAAGGGCGUCGAGUGUGUUGUGCUCAAGUUCGAGGACGAGGCAAGCAAGGCGCGGGGUAUGGUUGUGUGGUUGGGGCGGUUCUGUCAGGGGAUUUCGAGGGUCGGGGAAGAGGUUGCGGCAGAGAGGUGGGAGUGGAGGGAGGGGGAAGGGUGGAGGCGGACUGUGAGGAUUGGGGAUCGGGCUUUGCCUUGCGAGGUGUUGUUGAUGACGGGUGCGGCGUUGAGUGUUGGGACGCAUGUUGUUCAUGAGGAGGUUGUUUGGGAUGUGCUUGAGAGUCGGUGA